Messenger RNA from Cordyceps militaris CM01, 2916 nucleotides. Its product is annotated as Zinc finger domain-containing protein, CCCH-type. NCBI's taxonomy places the organism in Eukaryota, Fungi, Ascomycota, Sordariomycetes, Hypocreales, Cordycipitaceae. Gene Ontology annotation, molecular function: metal ion binding. Bases 1 to 2916 code for a protein of 971 amino acids. The record is from RefSeq and is a predicted model, not a curated record. The transcript is spliced from 3 exons.
AUGGCGCAUUCAGGAUACGACCCUGGCCGUGCGCCAGAUGUCUUGCCGUCGGGAGUGAACGCGUUUGUUGAAGCAGGCUCGGCAAGGGCGGGCGCAAGUCACAUUGACGUGACUAUGAACCCUUUUGACCAUACCCGGCAGACCAUUCCUGGUCUUGGGCUAGGUUUUUUUGGCAAGGCAGAGAGACCAGACGCGAAGCAAACUGCCAUAUCUGCCAACGAAAAAGCGAAGCGCGCAAACACAGCCGCCAACGACUCGGCAGAGGAAGGAGAAAUAACCGCAGACGAAUUCGAGGACCUGUACGAGGCGCAAGAGCCGAUACAUAUAGCUCAGCAGGAGCAGCCUGCCCCGGAGAUUGACACUAGCUAUGUUGAGAUGAGCGAUGAAGAGCGCGAUCGUUCUGGCUCGUACUCCCCGUUUCUCUCUGCGAGGGAGAUGAAUGCAUCGCCACCCGCCCUCGUGCUCAUGCCCAUCCCCAUCAGCGACUCAGCUAGCAUCAUUGGACCCGACACAAUAGAAUUGCAAAAGAAACCCAACGAUAUCAUCGCGGAAGCUAGAAACCAAGCGAAAGAUGCCAUUUUACGGUUACGAGCAGCCAACAUUGGUUAUCAGGACUACGUCAAUGAGGGAAUCGACGAAGCUGUCCUCGACCAGCUCUUCGGUGACUUGGGCCUUGACAAGUCUGCGCAAAAACCCGCACCUGCAGCCCCCGCUACUGCCCCAGUGCCUUCCAAGAAGAUCAGCACCUCUGCUUCAAAGGCUAAGGACACCAUUACAACGACAGAGACACCACUUGAUAAAUCAGAGGCUCGCAAAGACCGUAUUGCAAGACUUCUCGCUGCGAAAGGAUCAAAGACUAUAAAGUCUGGAGGAGCCACUGUCAUUGGCAAAGUUGCGAAGGCCCCAAACAUGAAGGUAAUUUCGGAAAAGUCGAAACUUUUACAACAAAAGAUGGAGGCAUUGCUCAAGGCGCGGGAAGAAAAGCAAAAGGAGCUUGAUCGACAAACAGCACUGGCGGCAUCGGGACUCGAAUCUCAAAAAGAGAGCUUCCCCAGCGCCAAUCCUGGAGCUGGUCCCGCGGAGCUAUCCUCGGCUUUACAGGUGGCGGUAGCGAGUGAUCAGGCUACGCAACCAUCAACAUUGGAGGCUGUUGGGUCGAUCCCUUCCUCUGCGAAAGCUCUCGCUACGCCAAAUAGUGGGAGUGUGAGCGCUUCCGACGGCCCCUUUCAAAAGCCUUUUGGGCCGACGCGGCCAUUUCUCAUUGAUGUUAGCGAUGACGAAGACGACAUUGACAUGGAUAUGGAAUCUCCUGAGCAACGCAUGUCAGCAUUGCAUGCGCCUAGUAGCCCAGGUAAAAGGCAACUGCAGACGCUGUCACAUCUCCAAAAAAACGGAUCGUUACACACGCCACCGGCAACUCGCCACGACUUGGAAAAUAUGAACAAAAAGAUCGAGGCAAUGAAGCGCAAGAUUGCACAAGCCGAGGCAAAGAAGAGACUCAAGCUAUCUGCGCCAGCCUCGCCCGCCGCAUCACCACGACCUAGGGCCUAUGAUAUCUACGAGGCAACCUCGAGCUCUCCAGAUCUAUCUGCUCCUAUCACCCACGAUGCCAUCUCUCAUGGAUUACCGAAAGUGGCAGAGACAAGACUGUCAUCGCCUGGAUCGCCAAAAAUCAAUCGAUCCCGCGCUGCAAGUGAACGACUUCCAAUGCUCGAAUCGCGCCGAAAAGAGCAGAUGUUGAGGCUGAAGGCGCUUCAAUCGCAAGUCGCGAAUAUCGAGAGGGAACUUAAAGAAGGUCUCGAGGAAGAGCAAAAGCUACGGGAGGACUUGGAUUUUAUCUCGGAUGACGACGUUUCCAUGCCUACAGCUCCUGAGCCUGUUGCUUCGCGGCCAGUGUCGGCCCGUAUUCUUAGCGAAUCCAUUACAAACGUGGAGAAAGCUGGAUAUGGGCUUGCAAAUCCCAUCGAAAUGCUGAGCUCCGACCAUAUUGCAACAGAUACGAGCUCUCGAUCAACCCCUGAGGUGGUUGGAGAGAAUGCCGCUGCCUACGCUCCACCAGACGGUCAAGGUACAGAGUCCCAUUUGGUCCCCGAAGAUACUAGUGAUGCAGUCACGAAAGUCGCAACAGUCACAACAGAUGAUGCGGAUAUUGCUAUGGGAGAGGCAGAAAACAGCGGAGAGGAAGCAGAUGAGGACUCUGACGGCUAUGAGCCAGCCGAGGCCAGCUCAUAUGAGACUGGACGUUCCUCGCCUAAUCUGAAGACGUCCGAUGCCGCACAUGAGCUUACUGACAGCGACCCGGCUGUGGCAGCCCUUAGUGCCGAAUUAUUAUCUGCAGGACGGCAAGACUCUGCUUCCGUCAUGGAGCCAGAGAGAGAAGUAGUGGCCGCCUCUCACAAUGCCGAGCAUGUGGAUAGUGCUCCCGUACAGUCGAGCUACCUAGCCUACGAUUCGCCACUGCGAUACUUUCUCUCGUAUCGCUUCCACCCAGAUUUCAACAAUGUUGUUGCUGGUGGUCUGCGAUCUAUGACAUACAGUAAUAAAAUCGACACCAUGCUUCCUCUCUGUCCAGACGAGCUGGCAGGCGAUGCAUGCCCUCGGGGGAAGAACUGCCACUUCCAGCACUUUGCGGAUUUGAGCGCGCCCGGUAUGUUUUCGCUCUCUAUUCCACCGGAGCCUUGCAGCGAUGCCGACGAGGACGCCGACGAGGCCAGCCUGGCAUGGGCGAUGCAAAAGAGAACUGACCAGAAAUCGCGCAAGCAAGAGUACAUUGAGGGCCUGCGCCAGCUGCUCACCGACUUCCGAGACCGCAAGGUGAAGGAUUUCGAAACAAUCAGCCAAGGCAUCAUAGAGUAUCGAGCCAAGUUCCAUGGCGACGCGAGUAAGAUUCUCCCCCUGGGCAACAUUGCCCUCUGA